Arachis duranensis is the source of this 3013-nucleotide messenger RNA. Its product is annotated as exocyst complex component SEC10b. Lineage: Eukaryota; Viridiplantae; Streptophyta; Magnoliopsida; Fabales; Fabaceae. The coding region runs from base 174 to 2627 and encodes 817 amino acids. Gene Ontology annotation, biological process: Golgi to plasma membrane transport; exocytosis. Gene Ontology annotation, cellular component: exocyst; cytoplasm. The record is from RefSeq and is a predicted model, not a curated record. The transcript has 22 exons.
CACCAGCUUCUUUUCUCACACACUUUCUUUUUUCUUUAAUUUUUUUUUCACUGUCACACGCAUUGCAUUUUGCUCCCUUCGAUUACUUCAACCAACAAAAAUACAACAGAGACUCAAACAUUCCUUCAGCUUCUUCGAUUUCCAUUUUCAGAUAUUCCCUUUGAUUCGUUCAGAUGAGAGAUCCUAAGAACGAUCCUAAACCUGUGAAACCCGCAGCUCAAUCCUCCCCUCUCAUUCUCGACAUCGAUGACUUCAAGGGCGAUUUUUCGUUCGAUGCGUUGUUUGGGAACCUAGUGAAUGAGCAGCUUCCGGCGUUCAGAUUGGAAGAUUUGGAAGCGGAAGAUUCUCUUCCGAAUGGCCAUGUUACCAACAAGUUUGUUGGUUCUCAGCAAGGGGCUUCCAGCCCUCUGUUUCCUGAGGUUGAGAAGCUCUUGUCGUUGUUCAAAGACUCUUGUAAGGAGCUCGUUGAGCUCCGCAAACAGAUUGAUGGGAGACUUCUCAAUCUUAAGAAAGAUGUUGCAGUUCAGGACAAUAAGCAUCGAAAGACACUUACCGAGCUAGAGAAAGGUGUAGAUGGACUGUUCGAGAGCUUUGCGAGGUUGGAUUCACGUAUUUCAAGUGUAGGCCAGACAGCUGCGAAGAUUGGAGAUCAUCUCCAGAGUGCGGAUUCUCAGCGUGAAACUGCCAGUCAAACAAUUGAGCUGAUCAAAUACUUGAUGGAGUUCAAUAGCAGCCCAGGUGAUCUGAUGGAGCUAUCACCUCUAUUUUCUGAUGACAGUCGUGUUGCUGAGGCUGCUUCAAUUGCCCAGAAAUUACGGACAUUUGCUGAGGAAGAUAUUGGUAGACUUUCAUCAGCCGUUGGAAAUGCAGCUGCUAGCAGAGGAUUAGAAGUUGCAGUUGCUAAUUUGCAGGACUAUUGCAAUGAAUUGGAGAAUAGAUUGAUUUCUCGGUUUGAUUCUGCAUCACAGAAAAGAGAAUUGACUACAAUGGCGGAAUGUGCCAAAAUUUUGUCUCAGUUCAAUAGGGGCACAAGUGCGAUGCAACAUUAUGUGGCAACACGUCCGAUGUUUAUUGAUGUGGAAGUAAUGAAUGCAGACACUAGGCUGGUUCUUGGUGACCAGGCUGUACAGGCUAGUCCUAGUGAUGUUGCUUCUGGGCUUUCGUCUUUGUAUAAAGAAAUCACAGAUACCGUUAGAAAAGAGGCAGCAACAAUAACUGCUGUAUUCCCUUCUCCAAGUGAAGUUAUGUCGAUUUUAGUUCAGCGAGUUUUAGAGCAGCGAAUCACAGCUCUUCUGGACAAACUCUUAAUGAAACCGUCUCUUGUGAAUUUACCUUCCAUGGGGGAAGGUGGGCUGCUAUUAUAUCUUAGAAUGCUGGCAGUGGCAUAUGAAAAGACUCGAGAACUUGCUACAGAUCUACGGACUGUGGGAUGUGGUGACUUGGAUGUCGAGGGUCUGACAGAGUCCCUGUUUUCUAGUCACAAAGAUGAAUAUCUUGAAUAUGAGCAGGCAGCUCUUAGACAAUUAUAUAAAGUGAAGAUGGAGGAAUUGCGAGCGGAAGGCCAGAUUUCUGAUUCAUCUGGGUCACUUGGACGCUCAAAAGGAGCAUCAGUGGCUGCUGCUUCAUCUCAGCAACAAAUAUCUGUCACUGUUGUGACAGAGUUUGUCCGUUGGAAUGAAGAAGCCAUAUCAAGAUGCAAUCUCUUCUGUUCCCAGCCUGCCACACUUGCAACCCAUGUUAAAGCCGUGUUUACAUGUUUACUAGAUCAAGUCAGUCAAUAUAUUGCGGAUGGGCUUGAACGAGCUAGAGACAGCCUGACUGAGGCAGCUAAUUUAAGGGAAAGAUUUGUGCUGGGUACAAGUGUGAGCCGUAGAGUGGCUGCUGCAGCUGCAUCUGCUGCUGAGGCUGCCGCUGAAUUGAUUGCUUAUCUACUGCAGUAUUUUGCAAAUUCUAUAUCCCGGCUUCUGCUUCCCGUGGAUGGUGCACAUGCUGCUUCUUGUGAAGAAAUGGCAACAGCAAUGUCCAGUGCAGAGGCUGCUGCUUACAAAGGACUACAACAGUGCAUUGAAACUGUCAUGGCUGAGGUGGAGCGAUUACUCUCAGCUGAGCAAAAGGCAACAGACUAUCGAACAUCUGAUGAUAAUCUGGUUCCUGAUCACCGGGCAACCAAUGCCUGCACAAGGGUUGUGGCUUAUCUUUCUCGUGUGCUGGAGUCUGCAUUCACAGCUCUAGAAGGUCUUAACAAGCAAGCUUUCCUGACUGAGUUGUAUCUGCAAUUUCUCAUUUGGCACUCCAACUGUACUUUAGGAUCUUCAUUUUUGUCCCUAAAAUUUUUUUUGGGAUCAUUCUCAUUGUUGUUUGUCCAACUUUCUAGUGGGGGAUUGCGACUGAAGCGCGACAUCACUGAUUAUGGAGAUUUUGUGCGUAGUUUCAAUGCUCCUUCUGUUGAUGAGAAAUUUGAGUUGUUGGGGAUCAUGGCCAAUGUCUUUAUUGUUGCUCCGGAGAGUCUUGCAAGUUUGUUUGAGGGUACACCUAGCAUUCGCAAGGAUGCACAAAGAUUUGUUCAGCUUAGGGACGAUUACAAGAGUGCUAAACUUGCAGCCAAACUCAGUUCCUUGUGGAAUUAAUGAACAUGGUCUUGUGAACUUUAAACCCCUCUCGAACAUGGUGGAGUUGAUAUGCCGUGGUUCUGCCAUGAGCUGACCCAAUUAAACAGUUUGUUACCAUACGAAAACCUAGGAGGCCAUUUUAAUCGGCGGUUUUAGUAGAGCUUAGUUAUUCCCUCUGGUAUUUGGAGGCAUGACUAGGAAGGAAGACAGUUUGUGUAGUUUUAAUUUUUCUUAUGUCUUUUUUAUUGGAGUGUCCAUUUCUAGUUUUGAAUUCUGUGUGUAAAAUGUUAAUAUUUUAAUUUUCCAUGUAAAUCAAAAUUUUACCGAGUUGUUAGAUUGGUGUAAUUGCUUAGACCGAAAAUAUUGUCAAUACAUCAUCUCAGUGUGUAAAUUAGUUUUAACAA